CUCAAGUCCGGAAGUGGAAUCUUCUGGAUCGCUGGCAAGGUAGGCAGUGCCGCAGGCACAGUCACGUGCGAUAGACUAGAGAGAAUCAUCGCCGUGGUUGCCACUAGGUCACGCUAGUGCACGGAUCCAUAACAAACCAGCUCGCUUGAUAUAUACUGCCCAUCUCAAAACCAAAGCAUUCCAUUCUCGACCGCUCCCCACCACUGCCGCUGCCAACUGUAUGAGGUGAGGCGUAGGGCACGUGAGUGCACAGCCCACCCCGAUGGAUAGACCUGGUCCGCACAACGAGCAUUCUGCACCCGCUGGAGCCAGAAACAGACAUGCACUUUCCCAAUCCGGUAUCGCCUAAACGGGAUACCUCACACACCAACACACCACCAUCCUCACCAUCGCCAGCCGCACGUCAUGUCCGCCUCCGAGCUUGCCCUGAGGGUUCUCAACCCUUCCUCUUCCUCUUCCUCUCCCCCUUCCCCUCCACGCCCCGCUCCGGAGAAGCCACGCCGGCCGCCAAAGUCGUUCUACACGGACACGCCUAUGACAGGCCCACCCAGCUACUCAUGGAAGGACUUGCGGCAUCCCAUGCUUCGAAAAGCCACGCUUGACCUGAAGGACAUCCGGUGGCUGGAGCAUCUGGGCGGCGGCCAGGACGGCUACUGCUGGAAGGUCGCGUUCGGUGACCAAGGCCCUUUCGUCCUGAAAAUGUUCUGGGAUGAUGAGCGUCCUGACGUGGCCACCUACUGGGCUCCCGAACGCGAAUGCCAGAACGUUGCCGUCCUGCAAAUGAUGGAGGCAUCGUUACGCGACCACGGUCCGGUUCGGUUAUACGACUACACCGACACCAGAGCCAACGCCAUCGAGAACCUCUAUGCGUUUUCCGAGGAAGGCCGCAAAAAGCCACGCAUUCCGGACGACAUGGAUCUCACGGUCGAACAGCUUUGGAUGCACAGAACAAGGCAGUGCUUUGGCUGGCUGAAGUUGACCAUGGACAGCUUUGGGCAUCGGAAGAACCGGCCCCCGGUCCUCGUGUGGCUCGGUCUGCGCCGCCCGCCUCCGCAGCCAGGUCGGGAGUACUUCGCCAUGGUGUACGAAUACAUCGAGGAGGACGAGCUCGACGACGAGGGCGAUUUGGGGGAGCGCAAAGAAGCGAAUCGCCGCAGGAUCUCCGUGUCCAUGGGCUUUUUGUCGCUCAUUGGGUUCGAGUUUCCCUACUCCUGGUUCCUGGGCAACUGGAAGAACGGCAUACUGCUUGAUCUUUCCGAGAUCGUUUUCCCAUUCGGGUACGGAACUCGCGUUUGCAACCGCAGGCAGGGAAAUGCCUUUGGCCUACAGCAGGGCACAGUCGAGGUGCAUGUGACAUGAUGUCGCGGUACAACGGAUGAGAGCUCAAGGGUCGCCCGCAAAUCAGCCCAAAGCAUGCAGAGAAAGCACGCACGCCUUCUGCACGCCCCCUUCCCUUCCCCCUUCCCCCUUUCUAUGAUGGACAGGCGGUUGUUCUGGAGCUUGAAGGCCGAGAAGAUGAUCUGGGUGCGAGUAGGACGGCGGGGCUGUAAGGACGACGGGGCUGUAAGGACGCGGGACCGUAUUCCUCUUACUGUUCUUCACUCCCCUAGUGCUGGCUUUAGGGAAGCCUGCGGGAUGCAUCGAUUUCUCCUCCAUGCCGCAUGGGCACUUUUUCUCGCUUAGUUUUACCAACACAAUGAUAGACUUUCCCCAUGCUGAACAUUCUAGUCUCACA
Molecule: messenger RNA, 1735 nt
Organism: Gaeumannomyces tritici R3-111a-1
Lineage: Eukaryota; Fungi; Ascomycota; Sordariomycetes; Magnaporthales; Magnaporthaceae
Exons: 3
Coding region: 406-1359 (317 amino acids)
Source: RefSeq, a predicted model, not a curated record